UCAUAUUGUAACAGAGGCUCUCUAUUUUUCUCAAGAAAGGGCGAAACACAAUGCAGAUGAGAAAUCAGAAAUCUGCUGCACUCAUCGUUUUCAUCUAGUCGGCUAAUCCAUCACAAUUCGGCGUUCGAUUCCCGCGAUUUCAGAAUCACUCACGCCGUUGCGCCGCAUAGAAAGACAACUGAGAUCCCAUUUAAUAUCCGACGCCUGUAUUAUUUUAUUGAUCUCCUAAAAUUUGAUUGCGAAAUCCACCCUAAGAGCUAUCCCCUUCCUUUUGAAUUAGCUCGAUUUGAUGUUUCGGAUAGUGUAGGGCGUCUUUGUUGAGUAAUCGCUCGUUCGAUGGCUUCCUGGCUGAAAGCGGCUGAAGAUUUAUUUGAAGUAGUGGACCGAAAGGCGAAGCUAGCAGUUGGAGAGAAGCCAGAUGAACUUCCUGUUGCUGCCAAAGGUUCUAAUGGGCGAGGAUCUCAAGCAAAGAAGGCUAGAGCAAGAGCAAAGAAGAAACUUGUAUCUAAUGAAGCUCCUUCUGCUGCUGAUAAUGAAAGAGAGCAAACUAUACCUGAAACAUCACAAUCACCAGCAGAACCUGAUGAAAAUAUCCCAUCUCCUUUGAUUGAAAAUAGUGAGAGUAAUCCAGGUGUUCCUACUAGUAGAGUUGACAUUGAUGAGCAUUCCGAAGCUCAUAAUGACGGUUCAAUAACUGAGACUUCUGUGCUUGGAACAAUAUCUAGUAAUGAGGCCACAUCAGGUACUGGUGAUCAUGAUGAUACAAAAAAAUCUACUGAUGUAGAAUCUAGAGCUUUAAAUUUGAAUGGUGAGCCCAUGAUGGAAGAAUUGGUAGUUAACCCUGUUGGAAAUCCACUGAAUGACCCUAUAGAUGCUCAUGUAGUGAAUGGCAAUCCUUCCUCUGAUUUCAAUCGAAAAUUGAAAUCUGAAGAAGUGGAUUCUUCAAAGAAUAUUGAACUUUCUGGAUCUCAAACUCUACAUGAAGAUGCACCAAUUAAGGCUGAUACCCUAUCCAAGGAUGUGGAUUUGAUAAAUGAACCUGAUUUCAAGCACAAGCAGCAUCAAGAGCAAGAAACUGUUGAAUCACCAGUUAAAGUACAAGAACAAAUAGAAGAGGCUCAAGGACUACUUAAAAGUGCAAUUUCAACAGGGCAGUCAAAGGAAGCUAGGCUAGCUCGGGUUUGUGCUGGACUUUCAUCACGCCUGCAAGAGUACAAAUCUGAGAAUGCUCAGUUGGAAGAGCUUCUCACAGCAGAGAGGGAACUGACAAAAUCAUAUGAGGCUCAUAUAAAGCAGCUUCAGAAAGAUCUAUCUGCGUCUAAAGGAGAGGUGAGCAGAGUGGAGGCAAAUAUGGUAGAGGCAUUAUCUGCCAAGAAUGCUGAAAUUGAGGCACUUGUCAGUUCUGUUGAUGCGCUGAAGAAGAAAUCUGCUUUGGCUGAAGGAAACUUGACAUCACUUCAGGAAAGUAUGGAAUCUAUAAUGAGAAAUAGAGAAUUAACAGAAACAAGGAUGAUGCAAGCCCUAAGAGAGGAACUGUCUGCUGCUGAGAGGAGAGCUGAGGAGGAACGUUUUGCACAUAAUGCCACAAAGAUGGCAGCUAGAGAAAGGGAAGGAGAAUUAGAACAGAGAGCAAUUGAGGCAUCUACAGCAUUAGUCAAAACUCAGAGAGCAGCUGAUGAUAGGGCUUCAAAAGCAGCAGACCUUGAGCAGAAGGUAGCUCUUCUUGAGGUUGAAUGUGCUUCCCUGAAUCAAGAGCUGCAAGACAUGGAAGCUCGUGUUCGCCGUGGGCAAAAAAAAGCUCCUGAAGAUGCAAAUCAAGCAAUUCAGGUGCAGGCGUGGCAAGAGGAAGUGGAGCGUGCACGUCAAAGUCAGAGAGAGGCUGAGAGCAAACUUUCUUCAAUGGAGGCUGAAGUGCAGAAGAUGAGGGUUGAAAUGGCUGCCAUCAAGAGGGAUGCUGAGCACUACUCACGUCAGGAACACAUGGAACUGGAAAAACGUUACCGCGAGCUAACUGAUUUAUUGUAUUACAAGCAAACACAACUUGAAACUAUGUCCAGUGAAAAAGCAGCAGCUGAGUUUCAGUUGGAAAAGGAAGUCAAGCGUCUUCAGGAAGCACAGUUAGAAGCUGAAAGGAACAGAGUUUCUCGCCGUGCAUCAUCCUCUUGGGAAGAUGAUGCUGACAUGAAAACACUCGAACCUCUGCCCUUGCAUCAUCGCCAAAUGGCUGGAGCAAGCUUACAGUUGCAGUUGCAGAGGGCAGCAAAUAUAUUAGACACUGGGGCUGCUAGGGCAACAAGAUUCUUGUGGCGGUAUCCGAAAGCUCGCAUUAUCCUAAUGUUCUAUCUGGUUUUUGUGCAUCUCUUCUUGAUGUACCUCUUGCAUCGCCUUCAGGUACAAGCUGAUAACAAUACACCUAAUGAAGUCGAAGAAUCUAUGAGAUUAUUUAACCGGACAUCACGUUGAGCUGCUGCCUUGCUGGACAUUGUUUGCUUUGAGUUGCCAAGAAUAUCUAAUGGCAAUUGUUCUGCUGAUUCUUACACUAAACUAGGUUUUGUCACUAACAGGAAUUGCUCAACAUUGAAGAUGUAUAUGAUCCACAUCUUUUUUUUUUUGUUUCGGUAGUGAAAGAUGAAUUUGUGUGCUAUCCGAGAGGUAUAUGAUAUAGGAGUAUUAUUCUUAGAAUUCUUGACUAUAUAUCCAUCCGUAAAUGUGAACUGGAAAUUUAACCCAUUGCAUUUGCUGGGUGUUUCCAAUUUAUGUUGAAGAAGCACGACAUGUA
Messenger RNA from Salvia hispanica, 2779 nucleotides. RefSeq names its product golgin Putative 1. Lineage: Eukaryota; Viridiplantae; Streptophyta; Magnoliopsida; Lamiales; Lamiaceae. The record is from RefSeq and is a predicted model, not a curated record. Gene Ontology annotation, cellular component: Golgi cisterna; Golgi membrane. Gene Ontology annotation, biological process: Golgi organization; retrograde transport, vesicle recycling within Golgi.